This is a messenger RNA of Pygocentrus nattereri (red-bellied piranha), 1007 nucleotides long. RefSeq names its product parathyroid hormone 4 (gene pth4). Gene Ontology annotation, biological process: bone mineralization; osteoblast development; adenylate cyclase-activating G protein-coupled receptor signaling pathway. Gene Ontology annotation, cellular component: extracellular region. The transcript is spliced from 3 exons. The record is from RefSeq and is a predicted model, not a curated record. Bases 66 to 392 code for a protein of 108 amino acids. Gene Ontology annotation, molecular function: peptide hormone receptor binding; hormone activity. NCBI's taxonomy places the organism in Eukaryota, Metazoa, Chordata, Actinopteri, Characiformes, Serrasalmidae.
GCAGGGCUGGAGGAGGUCAGACACGACUCAGACGCUUCUUCUCACCUGAGGCAGAGAGGCAGAAGAUGAUGCUGAAAGCUCAGAGAUACCAGAUCUCCAUCAGCCUGGUAGUGCUGAUGGUGUUAACACUCACACACUGCCAGGAGAAUGAGAGGCGGGCAGUAACAGAGCACCAGCUGAUGCAUGACCGUGGCCGCUCCAUCCAGAGUCUGAAGAGACUGAUCUGGCUGUCCAGCGCUAUCGAGGGUCUACACACGGCUCACACUCGCACACCGACAGUGGACGGCCAGCAGCCUGCAGACAGCAGCAUCCACAGGGGGGCGCUUGAGCUGCUGCUGAGCGAUAUGUACAGGCCAUACCUCACCACUGGUAUGGGGGAUGGAGAAAAAUAACCCCAACUACAACAAAUACCCUCUGAAUAUCUAAAUAAACACCCCAAACACCCUCCCUGAUUGACCUACCCAGGCCCCCCCUCACAGCUACUGUUGUGAGGUUGGACAAGCUGCACAGAUUUUUACCAGCGUUCUGUAAAGUUUGCCCAACCUCACGACGGUGGCUAUGAAAGAACACAUUAGUGGGCGGAGCCUGGAGAGGGCAGUUUCCCCUUUUUCAGUGUUUUUCUGUUUCGCAAUAUACGACUGAAAAAGUCGGCACGACUGCAGAUGCGUAAAUGUACAAAAAGCUGCUCAUACUUGCGAUAUAAACUCCAUCCAUCUUCUGCUCGAAUACAGCACCAGUCCGAAGUUUGGACUCUGGUUCUGGACCAGAUUACAGAUCUAAACCAUCGUUUUAAUAGUAAAACUAAAAAACUCCCUCAGGAGCAGGUGUGUCCAAACUCACUGGGACGCUAUGUGAUCAUCUAGCUUUGCGUUGAAACCCUGGUGCUGUGAAUUUGUCUGCUGACCUGUUGUAAAUUCCCAGUGUAGAUAUUAAAUUACUUAUAUAUUUAUUUAUUUAUUGAUCUGCCAUGUGUGUGCACGAGAAAAUGAAUAAACUGCUUUUGUUUA